Messenger RNA from Candoia aspera, 1601 nucleotides. RefSeq names its product dehydrogenase/reductase SDR family member 4-like. The transcript has 8 exons. Lineage: Eukaryota; Metazoa; Chordata; Lepidosauria; Squamata; Candoiidae. Gene Ontology annotation, molecular function: carbonyl reductase (NADPH) activity. Bases 134 to 961 code for a protein of 275 amino acids. The record is from RefSeq and is a predicted model, not a curated record.
AGCGGCGGCGGCGGCAGGCAGCAGUGCGCCCGGGGCAGAGUCGCGUUGCAAUUCGCGACCGGUGCAUUGCGGGCGCCCCCGGAGUCCGGGGCUGCGCGGACUCCCCAGGAGGCUUGCGCGGGGCCGGCCUGCCAUGCAGAGGGCCCUCCUCCCCGGCCGCCAAGCCUUGGGCCGCUUUGCGAGGAUGAGCAGCGCCCGGGCGGGGCGCUCCCUGGCCGACAAGGUGGCCCUGGUGACGGCCUCCACCGAAGGAAUUGGCUUGGCCAUCGCACGCCGGCUGGCACAAGAUGGGGCUCAUGUGCUGGUGAGUAGCCGCAAGCAGGCCAACGUGGACCGGACGGUGGCCGAGCUGCAAGCAGAAAAGCUGAGUGUGUCGGGGUUGGUGUGCCACGUGGGGAAAGCGGAGGACAGGCAGCGCCUAGUGGAUACGGCCCUUGAGCGCCACGGGGGAAUUGAUAUUUUGGUGGCCAACGCAGCCGUGAACCCUUUUUUCGGAAGCAUCUUGGAUGUCCCGGAAAACGUCUGGGACAAGAUACUGGAUAUCAACAUAAAAGCAACUGCCUUGCUGAUCAAUCUGGUGGUCCCUCAUAUGGAGAAGAGGGGAAGCGGCUCCAUUGUUAUUGUAUCGUCUGUUGCUGGAUAUACGCCAUUUCCAGGCCUAGGGCCUUACAACGUCAGCAAGACAGCUCUCCUGGGCUUGACUCGCAACUUCGCCAUCGAGCUGGCUCCCCGCAAUAUCCGCGUCAACUGCCUGGCGCCCGGCCUGAUCCGCACCAAAUUCAGCUCGGCUUUAUGGCGGGAUGAAAACUCAGAGGCCAGAAUGCUAGAAGCCCUGCGGAUAAAGAGGAUCGGAGUCCCAUCCGACUGCUCCGGCAUUGUCUCAUUCCUUUGCUCUGCGGAUGCUGAUUACAUCACGGGGGAGACGGUUGUGGUGGCCGGUGGGGCCCCAUCCCAUCUCUGAUCGGGGGAUCGUGAUGCCUUCCUGUUCAGCUAUGACGAUGGAUAGAUCAUCGAAGGAUAAUCGCACAAUGGCACCCCAGAAAUAAGAUUUAGGGGUAAUGGGGGUGUCACAGCUCGUUUCAAGAAAGAUGGAGGUUUACUCUCCUGAGAAGAGGUGGCGGGACAAAAAAAAAGCAUUCUUCUCACUUAAUGUUGGGGGUAUCAUUUUGUAUUUUAUGGGUGAUGGAACGAGGCCAUCGUGCAUGGCUGAGUUUUCGGCACUCCUUUCCACACAUGCGUGGAGACCCCGUGCACAAUCCCGCUUCUGGUCAAGCUCUGGGUCCUGUUGAGUGAAUGGUGGCUAUCUAGCGGGGAGGUGGGGACGAUCCUGGUUUCUCUAACUUCAGACCUCCCUGGGGGUUAAUGGGGAUAUGGGAGGUUUCCCCAACGCUUCAUGGCCUUCCCUGUGAAAUUAGGGAAAGGAUCCUUGCAGGGGGAGACUUCUGUGGGGACCCUGGUAGAAACAUGCUGGAAAAAGCGGGGGGGGGGAAGCAAGAAUUUGGGGGGAAGAUUUGGAGAGGGCAUGUCGAUGGUGCUCGUUCUCUGCCCUGCCUCAGUGCCUUGUGGGUUUUCCUUAAAAUAAAGAUACCUUUUGAAUCAAA